UCACCUUGCUCCAUUGUUCUCUUGGAAAACAGUAUGUCUAUGCGUUGCGCCAGUGUAAUAUUGUAUCAUUUCAGACUAUGAAAGCAUGCGUUUGUUCUAUGAAAUAUUCGCCCAUACAGUUGUCAAAUUGUGAAGGACCGAGUGAAAUCCAACGAUGCACACCCACGCUCACUUCUUGCUGCGAAACCAAUACCUCAAACUGCAGACAGCGAAUCUAAAAGGAGUGGAGGCCAAGCCAGUAAGUCACAGCCUGCUUGAAUGGGAGGCUAAAGUGGAAGGACUAAAAGACACGUUGUGGGAAGGUGCUGUUUUGCUGCUGACAUUGCAUUUCACUGAGUCUUACAACUCAGUCCCUCCAACCGUGGAAUUCAACGCCAUCCCUUUCCACCCCAAUGUGGACAAGGACACAGGUAGCCCGUGUAUCCCCUGCCUGGACAGCGAGUGGAACCCCAGCAUCUCAAUCAGCACUAUUCUUCUGAGAAUCCAGACCAUGCUGUCCAACCCAGUCCUGGAGGGAGCGGUGAACCCCGAAGCUGCUGACAUGCUCUGGUCCAGCCCAUCCACCUACCACCGUGUGGUGCUGGAAUGUGUCAGGGCCAGCCAGGAACUGGAGAGGACCAGGAAAGCUGUGCAGUUGAACUCACAAAACAGGCUUGUGAGGAGAAUCUCCUUUGAGGAUUAUCUGAAGACAUGGACAAAGAUGGCCACCACUAAAGCUGGCUCGUGGAUGAGGAAGGAAUCCCUGGAGGAUCUCAUCAAGCGCCCUGAGACCUUUGCCAUGUAUUAUGGGACACCAGACAAGGACUCUCCCAUGGGGACACAGUGUGAAACGUUCCGAGCCUUAAUGUAUGGUACCGUGCACCAGCCUAAGAAGACCAAACCAGGGAGACAGGCGAGGAUGGACCAAAUGAGAAAGAUUUACCUCCUCUACAGAACACCAGACAUGCUGACCCCUCAGGUGAAUGUGCAGAGAGACUCCAUGGCCACCAGGGGUCUCUGUCGAGCACAUGACAGACAGCAACAGGACCUCUGGGAGAACGAGGUGGACAAACUGGUGGCCUGGACACACUCACUGUCAUUCAAGGAGUUGGAGGAGGAGUGAUGCCUACACACACCUCGCAAUUAGAUACACUUGACCAAUAAAAUGUGAAAACUUCUUGUACUUUAUUAUUAUAUAAAAUAUUUUCUUCUUCUUGAACUGCACUGUUGGUUAAGGGCUUGUAAGUAAAGCAUUUCACUGUAAAGUCUACACUUGUUGUAUUCGGU
Messenger RNA from Oncorhynchus nerka (sockeye salmon), 1266 nucleotides. RefSeq names its product ubiquitin-conjugating enzyme E2 U-like. The record is from RefSeq and is a predicted model, not a curated record. NCBI's taxonomy places the organism in Eukaryota, Metazoa, Chordata, Actinopteri, Salmoniformes, Salmonidae. Gene Ontology annotation, cellular component: HULC complex. Bases 155 to 1102 code for a protein of 315 amino acids. Gene Ontology annotation, biological process: DNA repair; proteasome-mediated ubiquitin-dependent protein catabolic process; protein polyubiquitination. Gene Ontology annotation, molecular function: ubiquitin conjugating enzyme activity. The transcript has 10 exons.